AUAAUUGACAGUGCAAGAUGGACAAUUAUCAUGUGCUGGAAAUCAUUGGGGAAGGGUCCUUUGGAAAGGUGUACAAGGGAAGGAAGAAAUACAAAGCACAGGUCGUGGCCUUGAAAUUUAUACCCAAAGUUGGAAAACCAGAAAAAGAGCUGAGAAAUCUACGCAGAGAAAUUGACAUUAUGAGGGGACUGCAUCAUAGCAACAUUAUAGAAAUGUUGGACAGCUUUGAGACCGAUAAAGAGGUAGUUGUGGUGACUGACUAUGCAGAAGGAGAACUGUUCCAGAUUUUAGAGGAUGAUGGAAAUCUUCCAGAAGAACAGGUGAAGAUGAUAGCAUGCCAGUUGGUGUCUGCCUUGUAUUAUCUUCAUUCUCAUCGUAUCCUCCAUCGAGACAUGAAGCCUCAGAACAUUCUCCUUGGCAAGGGUGGCAUCAUCAAACUCUGUGACUUUGGAUUCGCUCGUGCCAUGAGUUUCAACACACUAGUACUGACAUCUAUCAAGGGAACACCAUUAUACAUGUCACCUGAACUUGUUGAAGAAAAACCCUACGACCAUACAGCCGAUCUCUGGGCUUUAGGCUGUAUCUUGUACGAGUUGUUCACAGGAACCCCACCAUUCUACACAAACAGUAUCUUCCAGUUGGUCAGUCUGAUCAUCAAGGACCCAGUGAAGUGGCCAAAAAAUAUGACACCAGUGUUCAAGGACUUCCUGCAGGGCCUGUUGACCAAAAACCCCAAAGUGAGACUGUCGUGGCCUGAUCUGCUACACCAUCCAUUUGUAGUUGAUGGCGUAAAUGUGCGAGAAGAAGAUAUCAACCUGCCAAGUCCCUUUACACAGCCCCUCACUGCCUCCAUGCAGAUCAUGAAGGAAAAACAGGCCAAAGAGAAGGCACACCCACCUGGCACAUCAAAAAUACUGGCCAAGGCCAAGCGCAAGGCGAUGGAGGAGGAAAAAAAGAAAGGAACAAGAGAGAUCCCUGGUGCAGAGAAAUACAACAACAAUGGCAAGGAGGCUUGGGGUGAUAAACCUAAAAAGAAUGGAGAAACUGAAGACAAACAGGAACAACCAGCCAAUGGCAAUGGUGCCAAGUCUGCACCAACUGAAGGGGAGCGUCCACCUUCAGAUGCAGCUUGGGUCAACACUGGGACCAGUAAGCGAGAUGAAGGUCUUGAAAUAGAGAACCUUAGCCCUACACCAAGAACUGAUCGGAUAAGUAAGGACUAUGAGAAAGAAUACCCGAGUAUAGAGAUUGAAGGCCGACGCACUGUGAGACGCAGUCCAGACAACAAAAAAGAAAAACGCAAGAAUAUUGAGAAAGUCAAACUUGAAGGGGAGGAUGUAGACAGUGACGACGAGUGGCAGGGUCUGAUUGAUGCCACAGACCAGGAGGGAGACCCAGAGGUUGCUAUGAAACUUCUUAAGGAUCAGAAAUUUCAUGGAAAGCUGAAGACAAGGAUAGGCAACAGCUCUGGUCAAGUAUUAGAUGGGAUGCUAGAAGGUGCAGCCAGACUACGGACUGUCCUGAGAGUGGUCACUAAUCUAGUGACCAUUAAGUGUGAAGUUAAACUUAUCCUGGACUUUCUCAAGGCUCUGUCCAUUCCCAAACAAGUCUUACAGCUGAUUACAGAAAUCCUGGAAAAGUCAAAGGUCAAACAGCAACCUUGGUGUCAGCAGAUAUUGAUGGAUCUAGUGAUAGCCCUGAAUGCUUACUUUGCCUGUGAGAUCAGUUGGUGUGAUCAGCUAGAGAAGGAAGUGAUACAGGAGUACUAUGAUGCUAUGCUACAGUUUAUGUCCCUAUUCCCCAAGUUGGUCUGUCUGCCUGCAGAUGAGGACUUAAGACUGAGGGAGCAAGCUGUCUUGUGUGGAAUGUUUACAUGUGAGGUAAUGGAGAGAAACAAGUUACAUCUAGCAAACCAGUACUUCACCCAGUUAGCCAGUAAACACACAGCAGCCAUAGAUGCUCUGCUAGAAUGUACCAAACCAGAUACUCAGAUACUCAAAAAACUCACAGGUAAAUCAGAGGGAUUUUUUCUUUAUCUAGCUGAAGGUAAUGGUAAUGCUGCUGCAGAGAGGAUGGAUACUCUGAUACAGAUAGCAGUGACCACAUUAUCUGUUAUGGUCACUCUUCCCUUGAGUCCUGAUGAGGGAGCAGAUGGACGUAGAAAGGUAGCCCAUUAUUUGGGAGAUAAGCUGGCAUCCAAGGGUGCGGAACAGUUAACUGAUGAUUUUCUGCUAUUAGCUCGACACCCUGGCCACUGUACAAACGUUUUAAAGGUGAUUUACGCGUGCUCACAAGUAUCGUCUGUGUUCUGCUCAUACAUUUCUAACCAGUUAAAACACAUGGAUUCUCUCAUGGGUGUUCUCAUGGGCAAGGUGGAAAUACAGGACAUGGAAAUUAAUUCUGUGAUAGAGAUGAUUCUACACGUGUUCAGUACCAUAGUGAUACAGCUACAGACGAUGCCACAAGUCUUGUCAGAGUCCGCCUCAGUCAUGGUGUCCAUCUUCCUCGAGUCAACCAUUGCUAGUCACACCGCUGCAGCUGCAUUACUGUUUAGUCAAAUGAUAUACUGUGGAAUCUCUGUGGAGGUACAGCCAGAGGAAAUGUUACAAGCUUGUCUAUCUGUCUUCACAGAUCUACAACAGAUCUGUGUACGAUGCCCUUUUGACUAUGGUGUAUUGGAUGGUCUGCUGCUGUUACUGUGUGAGAUGCUGGCACAGGCAGAAGGCCCUGUAGCCCAGAUGUACAUAGACACAGGUAUAUGGGGGACACUCUGGCACAGAGUAGCUCAGGCAUUACAGGUGACCAACCCAGAGACAGACACACCUAUUCAUGACAUUGAAGAGGAAGGGGGACCAGUGUCUGGUUUCCAUCCCCCAGACUGGACACUUGUGUCCCCACAGGGUCUCAUGGCUGUGCUUCAGAUGUCAGUCACUGUCUUCACCAAGGAAACAAACCAAUGUAUUCCUAACCUGGCUGUACCAGACAGUAUUAUUCUUCUGACCAUAGCACAUCUCCUUAACAAAGACUUCCUUGCUGCAAUAGUCACCAGUUUUGAUACAGAGGGUGUGCAGUUGGCAACAGACAUCAUCCUCCAGGUGACACAGCUGUGUUGUUUCCCCUUUGCAAUAGAUUUACCUGAUGACCUCCUCACUGAAGUACAGAGUUGCCUGUUCUCUGUAAAUAUGCUGCCACGACUCUUACAUGCCUGUAAUAAAUACCUGAAGCAGGGUCAAAUGGAAAUGCCCCUCGGCCUCAUCCUACACCUUGUUCUCGGCAGUGAUGACUUCAUGGACAAGUUCAUCAAAUCUCUUAAGGAUCUUAAGGCCCUGUCAUUUCUAAGUAGCUGUGUACAGUCGUCCAGUCAAGAGUCCGUUAUAUGUGAUGUUAUUUCCCUGUGUAAUCAUCUAGUCAGAUCAUCUAAAGAUAAUUAUCAACUCGUCAAGUCUGUCUUCCAUGGUAGUAAGGGUGAUUAUGAACCCCUGUCUGCCUUACUGCGACACCGGUCAGGAGUCGUCAAGUCCAGAACAUGUAGUUUGAUUGGUAAUCUCAUGAAACAUCACGGUCAGUUCUACGCUAUCCUUAAACAGAGAGACAAAAUCCUUUCUGGGUUGAUAGCUGCUCUCAAGGAUGAUGAUCCCCAUGUUCGCAAGGGAGCCAGCUAUGCAAUAGGAAACGCUGCUUUCCACAAUGCUGACCUUUACGCCAAACUUCGACCGGUCAUUCCAGUCCUCAUGGAUCUGCUGCGAGACCCUGUCUCAAAAACUAAGGCUAAUGCUGCCAGUAUGUAUUGUAUCUGUUUAC
This is a messenger RNA of Ylistrum balloti, 3801 nucleotides long. Its product is annotated as serine/threonine-protein kinase 36-like. The annotation marks the transcript as partial. The record is from RefSeq and is a predicted model, not a curated record. Gene Ontology annotation, molecular function: ATP binding; protein kinase activity. The transcript is spliced from 29 exons. Gene Ontology annotation, cellular component: cytoplasm. Gene Ontology annotation, biological process: protein phosphorylation. Lineage: Eukaryota; Metazoa; Mollusca; Bivalvia; Pectinida; Pectinidae.